Molecule: messenger RNA, 395 nt
Organism: Vombatus ursinus (common wombat)
Lineage: Eukaryota; Metazoa; Chordata; Mammalia; Diprotodontia; Vombatidae
Product: protein mago nashi homolog
Exons: 4
Biological process (GO): RNA splicing
Cellular component (GO): nucleus; exon-exon junction complex; catalytic step 2 spliceosome
Source: RefSeq, a predicted model, not a curated record
GCCGUGGGGCCCUCGGCGCGUCCCGCGGAUUGGGGCCCAGCUCGCGGCUCGGCCAUGGCCAGCGACUUCUACCUGCGCUACUACGUGGGGCACAAGGGCAAGUUCGGCCACGAGUUCCUGGAGUUCGAGUUUCGGCCGGACGGAAAACUGCGCUAUGCCAACAAUAGCAAUUAUAAGAAUGAUGUGAUGAUCAGAAAAGAGGCUUAUGUCCAUAAGAGUGUGAUGGAGGAACUGAAGAGAAUCAUCGAUGACAGUGAAGUCACAAAAGAAGAUGAUGCCUUGUGGCCUCCACCCGACAGGGUGGGCCGGCAGGAGCUGGAAAUUGUGAUUGGAGAUGAACACAUUUCUUUUACCACAUCCAAAAUUGGCUCCCUUAUUGAUGUGAACCAGCCCAA